AUGGUUUCUCAAAAGUCUACAAUAGUGUUAUUCCUUUUCCUUAUAUGUAUUCCAUUUUCCUCUUCAACAAUUGAAGAAACCAUAAUAACAUCUCCAAAGAAAUUAGACUAUCCAGUAGUUGCUCAGCCACCAUCAAACACUGAAAUCAAGUGUGGAUCAUGUCCUUGUGGAGAUACAUGUGGCGAUCAAUCUCCACCACCACCACCUCCACUACCUCCUUGCCAACCACCGCCACCGUCACCACCACCACCAUCACCUCCUCCUCCUCCUCCGAAAUAUCCGUCCUGUCCUCAAAAUUGCAACCCUUCGCCGCCACCACCGCCACCAAGAUUCAUAUAUGUACCAGCACCAGGUCAGACAAACCAACCUAAACCAUAUUGGAUAUAUUAUUACUCUGGAGCUGAAAAAAACAGAGCUAUGAAUUUUCUGGUUUUGGUUUUGGGAGGAGGACUUUCAAUUGCAACAACAGUAUUUGGAUGA
Molecule: messenger RNA, 480 nt
Organism: Cicer arietinum (chickpea)
Lineage: Eukaryota; Viridiplantae; Streptophyta; Magnoliopsida; Fabales; Fabaceae
Source: RefSeq, a predicted model, not a curated record